This is a messenger RNA of Verticillium nonalfalfae, 654 nucleotides long. It is a transcript of the gene SEC22, whose product is annotated as SNAP receptor. Gene Ontology annotation, biological process: endoplasmic reticulum to Golgi vesicle-mediated transport; vesicle fusion with Golgi apparatus; retrograde vesicle-mediated transport, Golgi to endoplasmic reticulum. Gene Ontology annotation, cellular component: endoplasmic reticulum-Golgi intermediate compartment; ER to Golgi transport vesicle membrane; Golgi membrane. Gene Ontology annotation, molecular function: SNAP receptor activity. The transcript is spliced from 3 exons. The record is from RefSeq and is a predicted model, not a curated record. The coding region runs from base 1 to 654 and encodes 217 amino acids. Lineage: Eukaryota; Fungi; Ascomycota; Sordariomycetes; Glomerellales; Plectosphaerellaceae.
AUGAAGUCUAUUCGGUCAACACAAAUAGCGAGGCUCGACGGCCUCAUGCUGUGCGCCUCGGUCGAUGACGAACACCAAGAAGGCGACGUCGUCGAGAUCAAGAACCAGAUCCGCGCCGUCCUCCGCAAGGUCACCCGCAAAUCCGAACCCCGCGCCAGCCUCGAGCUCGGCCAGGCAACCCUCAACUACCUCAUCGAAAACGACAUCAUCUUCCUCACAAUCACAGACAGGCAGUACCCGCGCAACCUGACCUUCACCUACCUCUCCGACCUGGCGACCGAGUUUCAAAAGACGUACCCGCCGGCGCAGCUGCAGUCGCCGACGCUGCGGCCCUACGCCUUUAUGGAGUUUGACACGUUCAUCACCCGCACAAAGGCCACCUACUCGGACGCCCGCGCCGCCAACAACCUCGACAAGCUCAACGACGAGCUGCGCGACGUCACAAAGGUCAUGACCAAGAACAUUGAGGACCUGCUGUACCGCGGCGACUCGCUCGAGCGCAUGGGCGAGCUGUCGUCGCGCCUGCGCGACGACAGCAAAAAGUACAAGCGCGCCGCCGUGCGCAUCAACUGGGAGCUGCUGCUCAAGCAGUACGGGCCCAUUGGCGGCCUCGGCCUGUUCAUCAUCUUCUUCCUCUGGUGGCGCUUUUUCUGA